GCAUACCUGUGUUGAUAAACAUGGUUACAUAUUUUUGAAUAGCGUGUAGGCCCCAAAUGCUGGAGGUCUAAUCUAAUCUUUGAGUGUGUCCCAAGCAAAUGUCAUGAAAAGAGAAGGAAAUAAAGAAAAUAAAGGGCCAAAGAGGGCAAUAGCGUCUCCGUUUAUCUGGGCAGCAAGCAAGCAUAUGUGCCUAAACUGCAAAAGGAGAAAAGGAUAGGCGAAUCCAAAACAUCAAAAUCACCGGAAUCCAAUCAUUUCCAUGCAUGCGCUUUUACAAACUAAACAAAAGCUCGCUCGACUCCUCACUCUUCUUUGAUCACUGACGCUUCACUCUUUGGCGCACUGGAUUCUCCUGUUUAGUGUGUGUAGCUUUUAGCUGGCCCCACUUUAAUUUACCCUGGUUUGCAAUGGCAGCUAUAACAACAACCUCACACCUUGCUGCUGCAGCUGCUGCUGCCACUGAAAUCCUCUUGCCAUUUGCCAAAGCUUGUUCAUGUAUCCUGCCAUGGAGGAGGGCAGCAGCUACCUGCGUCCGUUGCAUUUCUUCUCCAUCUUCGUUGCAUUCGCUUCCUUCUCACAAUGUGGAGCAAGAGUGUUAAGGCCAGAUGAGCUACUACUCGAUCACUACUACUACCACUCGUCGUCGUCUGAUCCAUACUACAGCACACCGAUCCUUCCACCCUACGGCGACGCAUUCUCACCGCCGAACCCUCCUCCCCCUCCUCCUCCGAUGUCACCCAGCUGCCUCCUCCCUCCGAUCAUUCCGGCACCAACAUUCACAUACAGUUCUCCUCCACCGCCGCCACUCUACUACCCUCCACCGCCGGAUAUAAGCCCAAGCCCGCCACCGUCUGUUACACCAUUGCCACCUGUAGUCUACCCGAGUCCACCGGAAGUCACACCUAGUCCACCGGAAAUUGCACCGUAUCCAAGCCCACCUGAAAUUGUUCCUAGCCCACCAGAGAUCACACCGUACCCAAGUCCACCUGAAAUCGUUCCUAGCCCGCCGGAGAUCACGCCAUAUCCAAGUCCACCUGAAGUUGUUCCUGGCCCACCGGAGAUCAACCCGUAUCCAAGCCCGCCUGAGAUUGUUCCUAGCCCACCAGAAAUCACGCCAUAUCCUAGUCCACCUGAGAUUGUUCCUAGCCCACCAGAGAUCACGCCAUAUCCAAGUCCACCCGAAAUUGUGCCAAGCCCACCUGAAAUCGCACCUAGUCCACCGAUCGUUACACCGAUGCCACCCAUAAUCUACCCAAGCCCACCGGAAGUCACACCCAGCCCGCCAGAAAUCACACCUUAUCCAAGCCCACCGGAAGUCACACCAGGCCCGCCAGAAAUCACACCUUAUCCAAGCCCACCCGAAAUCACACCUAGCCCGCCAGAGAUCACGCCGUAUCCAAGCCCACCUGAAGUUGUACCUAGCCCACCAAAGAUCACCCCAUAUCCAAGCCCGCCGGAAGUCACACCUAGCCCACCUGAGAUCACCCCAUAUCCAAGCCCACCUGACAUCGUCCCCAGCCCGCCAAGCUAUGAGCCUAGCCCACCUAGCUAUGAACCUAGCCCACCGGAGUACGCGCCAGAACCACCGGUGUACGCGCCGUAUCCACCGGGGAUCUUCCCGAGUCCACCGGAGUACUCGCCGGAGCCGCCGUCAUACGUGCCAAGCCCACCGCAGUACGCGCCGCAGCCGCCGUCAUACGUGCCAAGCCCACCGGAGUACGCGCCGGAGCCGCCGGUGUACGCGCCGUAUCCACCGGGGAUCACACCGAGCCCGCCGGAGUACGCGCCGGAGCCACCGCCGGGCCCGCCCGGCGGUGGUGGCGGGUACCUGCCGCCGGUGGUGUUCCCGCCGCCGUACGCGUCGCGGGGGCCGCCGGGGAGGCGCGCGGUGUGGUGCGUGGCGAAGCCGUCGGUGCCGGAGGGGAUAAUCCAGCCGGCGAUGGACUACGCGUGCGGCUCCGGCGCCGACUGCGACUCCAUCCAGCCGUCGGGGCCGUGCUUCCGGCCGGACACCAUGAUCGCCCACGCCUCCUACGCCUUCAACAGCUACUGGCAGCGCGCCAAGUCCAACGGCGCCACCUGCGACUUUGGCGGCACCGCCAUGCUCAUCACCAAGGAUCCAAGUUAUGGUGGCUGCCAUUACAGUACGAUGUGAUCAGAUCACACCAAGAAAUGCGGGGUUUUGGAUGUUGGACAGGAACCUCUGAAAGUUUCAGGCUUCAGAGGUACUUUGUUCUGAUGUUGCUAAGGGUGUUUAUUGCAGUUGAUCACUGAUUUUGUAUAGAGUAAAAGGGCUCAAUCAAUCCUAUUUAGAGAGAUUCUUCUAACUUUUCUUUUUGGGCACUUCUUAUUGUUUUGUAUUGUUCUGAAUAAGGUUAUGUAAUUUGCCAUCUUAGUAAA
Molecule: messenger RNA, 2400 nt
Organism: Oryza sativa Japonica Group (Japanese rice)
Lineage: Eukaryota; Viridiplantae; Streptophyta; Magnoliopsida; Poales; Poaceae
Product: extensin-1
Source: RefSeq, a predicted model, not a curated record